AUGACAAAUUGUUUAAUGUUGCUCGUUACGGUGAUUUCUUGCUCCACAGUGUGGUCACUUGAAACGUUGGAAACUACAACCGAGGAUCACACAAAUUCCAAUAGCUCAGAAACACAAACAAGACUUUUGUACAGUCGGUCACCGCCAGUAAAAUGCAUGAGACUAUUUAGCUUCUACAAAAACAGGGAUUAUUGGAUCGAUUUAUGUGACAGUAAUCCAUCACUUUCACCAUUUCUCAAGAAGUAUACAAGAGCAGUUUGUUCACCACGCUCCACCAGAUUCGAUAACAUUAAAUACUGGGUGUUAUAUUCGCAAGUGAUGUUUCGUGGUCGAUAUAUACUAGUUCAACCAGAUACAUGUGUUACAGUCAUUCGUCGAGGUGGACUACGAUCAGUUGGAUCCAUAAUGAAGUGUUUAACAUGGCCUAGAAACAGUGUUCAUUCACCUUGUAAUAUACCACGAGAGUCAACGAGGAUGUCUGAUGAAAGUGGGGAAAAUAUUGUUGAUGCACUGAAUCAGGAGUGGAAUUCUGGGGACGAAACACCUAAUGAAUUUGACCCAGGUUCAUCAGAGAAAGACAGUGAAAAU
Schistosoma haematobium is the source of this 588-nucleotide messenger RNA. RefSeq lists its product as uncharacterized. Lineage: Eukaryota; Metazoa; Platyhelminthes; Trematoda; Strigeidida; Schistosomatidae. The transcript has 2 exons. The annotation marks the transcript as partial. The record is from RefSeq and is a predicted model, not a curated record.